AUGACUUGGCUUUGGGAAAAAGUAAGGAAGUCUUUCCUCAAUAGGACGUUGACUUUUGCCGUAGUGCCUUGCGUCAGUAGAUCUCCUAUAAGAGAUCAUUUGCAUUCAAAAAACAUAGAAACUUGUGAAGAAACAGAAGAUCAUUGGGGGGAUCGUCUUAGUCCGUGCCCUUUUUGUGGUCACGAAGAUAGCCCGAUUUUAGCUAGAAGUCAAAGAUCAUGCAGCGAUCCUACAGUAUCUGGAUAUUCUAGACUACCUCCAAUUAGCAAUUCAAACCAGUUUCUAACAUAUAGACCAACCAUAGCUCCUAUUAAUAAUCAAAAUCAAAUUGAUCAGAGUUGUAGAAACAUUCAAAAAAAUCUUCAAAUAGAAUCUAAACCUCAAUAUCCAACUAGACACGAAACCAGAGAAGAAUUUUUACAAGAAAUACGAAAAGCUCGUAAAAAUGAAAAUUAUAUGACCGUUCAGCGUUUUUAUAUGAGGUUGUUCGAUUCAUUUAGCGAGAUUUGUGCACUCUUUAAGAUUAAUCCAAAUCAAUCUGGAGCUAAACUAGAUGACCCUGAUCUUCAUUUAGAAUUUGUCUACGCUAUAAAUGAUGCACUCAAGGACUUGUCUAGUGGAAUUCAUAAAAUAGUUUUAAAGUCAAUAAUCAAUGCAUUGCUAGAAAAUAAUAAAAAUCUUUAUGAAAAAGAUGAAGUCAGAGCUUUAUUUGUAUUACUACAAUGUCCAGUUUUUGGAACUCAAUCAAGUGCACCAAUAUUUGCACAUUUACUAAACUAUAUUGCUCAAUUAAGCAAAGAUGAUCACCAACUAUUGGUUCAUUGGUUCAGAAUGUAA
This is a messenger RNA of Macrosiphum euphorbiae (potato aphid), 837 nucleotides long. The record is from the annotation of a GenBank genome assembly. NCBI's taxonomy places the organism in Eukaryota, Metazoa, Arthropoda, Insecta, Hemiptera, Aphididae.